Molecule: messenger RNA, 138 nt
Organism: Cladophialophora carrionii CBS 160.54
Lineage: Eukaryota; Fungi; Ascomycota; Eurotiomycetes; Chaetothyriales; Herpotrichiellaceae
Exons: 3
Coding region: 1-138 (45 amino acids)
Biological process (GO): attachment of spindle microtubules to kinetochore
Cellular component (GO): mitotic spindle; DASH complex
Source: RefSeq, a predicted model, not a curated record
AUGAUGAUGAACAGAAAUUUGCAGGAGGUCAACAUCCAGAACAUGAACGUCGAACUGGUGGCUCAGAUGUUCAAGAACUACCAGUCGAACGUGCUUUUCCACCUUGAAGCAACAGAGAACUUGAAAGAUCCCCUAUGA